Molecule: messenger RNA, 789 nt
Organism: Coprinopsis cinerea okayama7#130
Lineage: Eukaryota; Fungi; Basidiomycota; Agaricomycetes; Agaricales; Psathyrellaceae
Exons: 3
Coding region: 1-789 (262 amino acids)
Source: RefSeq, a predicted model, not a curated record
AUGCUUCUCACUACGAACCCCCUCCUCCAAGGUCUCACACGUCUUCGAGCGCAAAAGCUCGUCAAUUACAUCUCCGCCCGUCUACGACACUGCGCAACUCACCUCACGGAUCGUGCAGAGGACAUCGACCGUGUUCCCGGGCUGUUUGCAGCCUGUUGGCACCAGUUCAAACUCGAUUUCAACCACGGGCUCCUCGUCUAUGCGUUGGUGUCCCUCCAAUAUCCCGAGACCAUAUCUGCACCCGCAUUCCUCAAAAGUCUCCAUCGUCUGCUUGUGGAGGGAGGUAUUGAUUCCUGCGACGCCGUGAAAAGAGAAGCUAACCGACACGAUCCACCCUACGAUGAUUUCGGCGUGCCCACCAGCACUGCAUGGUGGGUUGACAUCACUGGUAACUCACCUCCCGAUACCACACCCCCCAAUUUCCCUAUCACCCACAUCAUCGACGCCUUCAAUCGCGAGCCUGACGAUGCUUGGCCCCCAUGGCACCUCCCUGUCAUUGUCCCUCAAGGAUGGGAUUCGACCAAAGCUCGUCCCCUCGCACAAUCGUUCGAAGACCUGGAAAAGCGUCUCCUGACCGCCGAGACCGAGUUGCGAAGCGCCAUGGAGGCCAUCGACGUCUUCAGAGACUCUGAUGGCACGGAGGUACAAGCCUGCUCUCAGGCCAUCGCGGAGUCUGACGAGGUGCCCCAGUCUGACCUCAUGGACGUGCGACACUCUGACGAUCUGGAGGGGUCCGAGUCUGACCCCAUGGACCACACUACCGCGGCUCUCGAUCGUUUGGAGGCUUAG